Molecule: messenger RNA, 420 nt
Organism: Paramecium pentaurelia
Lineage: Eukaryota; Ciliophora; Oligohymenophorea; Peniculida; Parameciidae
Source: the annotation of a GenBank genome assembly
AUGAAAGCAAUCGUUAUUGUUGUUCUCUUAGCUAUCACAUAUGCUGCUGAUCCAGAAUAAUGUUUGAAAGAGAGAUGUCCAAAUGAAUAUGCUGCCUGUUAAAAGGAAGUAUUUGGAUGUGCAUCUGCAGCAAUGAAAUGUAAAAAUCAAUGUGGAGGUGAUGAUGCUGAAUGCAUGUUGAAUUGUGCUUUAGCUUCAAAGAAUGCCAAAUUGAUUGCAUUGUAAAAACAUAAAUUAAUUUAAGGGCUCAAUGUGGACAUGAGAAAUGUUCAGAUGUUGCUGUAUCAUUUUGUGAUGUUGAAGGUUGUGUUGCUUCUUUCAAGAAUGAAUGUACCUAAACUCUAGGAUUAAAAUCAUUCUAAUGUGCUUCAACAUUCCUUGAGAGACAUUCAGAAUGUUCAUGUGUAACUGAGUUCUGAU